CCGCCCACAAUAUACAUAGCUUCCCCGUUUGUGCAAAGCUUUUACGUUGUACAAACCAAAAGCCAAAGCAAAAAAGACAGUAACCGAAGCACAUGGAUGAAGAAAAGAGAAAAACCAUUUUAAACUGAAAAAAAAGGAAGGCUAGAAAUGGGAGAUAACGUUAACCUUAACAUGUUUCAUUAUAAGAAUAUCAAUAAUAAUUGCUAUAAUUAUAAUAAUGGGACGUGUUUACCUCCUCCUCCUUCUUCAGAUGAUAUAUCCAACCUUCUUCAUCAAAUUCUAGGUCAUUCUUCUUCUUAUUCUUCUUCGUCUUCGUCAUCUUCUGGAAUGGCCCACUUUGGGGGUCCAUCUGAGAAUCCACGGCGGUUAUCACCGUCACCAGCACCGCCCGGUGGUGGAGUGAAGCAAGGUGGAGGGUGGGGUUUGGUUGGAGCUCCUGGUGAGAACGAUACCGAUGAGUACGACUGUGAAAGUGAGUUUGAAAUUUGUCAUAAGCAGGAGGGUAUUGAAGCACUGGUGGAUGAGGCACUACCAAAGCCAGCUCCACCUCGUAGUUCCUCAAAAAGAAGCAGAGCUGCGGAGGUUCACAAUUUGUCUGAAAAGAGGAGGAGAAGUAGGAUUAAUGAGAAAAUGAAAGCAUUGCAAAACCUUAUUCCAAAUUCUAACAAGACUGAUAAGGCUUCGAUGCUUGAUGAAGCUAUCGAGUACUUAAAGCAGCUUCAGCUUCAAGUUCAGAUGCUAUCAAUGAGAAAUGGAUUAAGCUUGCAUCCAAUGUGCUUGCCUGGAGUUUUGCAACCACUACAGUUUUCCCAAACAAGAAUGAACUUUGGUGAAGAAAAUGGAUCUCUACCUAUGAACAUGUCGGAUACAGUACCAGCAAAUCCGGAAACCUCGGUGCAGAUGGUUUUUGAUCUACCCAACCAAUGCUGUUCCUCAAACCCUGGAUCAGUACCAAACAUGUCAAACAUAAUUACUUCGGAAACUUCAUUUGGAUUGGAAUCAAUCCAGGCUCAUUUUGGGCCAUUUCAGUUCCUCUCAUCAUCUCAGGAUAUUUGCAGGGAAGACAUUCUGCAUCAUCAUCAACUGAAGACAAACACACCAGAAUUUGGUCUAGCUGCAACAACCACAGUUUCACUUCCCUUUGAUACACGAGAAUCUGAUCUAAAGGAAAGCUGUUCUCUUGAUGCUAGUACGAUGAGAAGAGAGCAAUCAAACAGUGUACUCUUAAAGAAUUUGGACCAUGACCUUAUACUUUCUCCGCACCAUACCCGUAAGCAAGCAGGAAGAAGUGACACCGGUGAUGAAAUCGGGAUAGACACACCGAACUUCUGAAUCUUCCGGUUAACUAAGGCUAGCAUGUUAACAUUUCGGAUUUAUAUAGAGACAAUUACGGUCAGGUUUUGUGUCUCUUUUGUAUUUCUCACAAAGCCUCCAUAGAAACAUCCAGAAGUGGAUGAGUAGAAAUGCAGCAGUAGCCUCAGAUGUUUCUCACUGAAGUAAACUUUUUUUUCCUUAACCUUUUUCUUGGGUAAAUUUAGCAGCUGCUACUUACUUUUUCUGAUAAUUUUCUAUCAUAAUUUUCUUGCUCAAUCAUCUGUAAUUUACAUGGGAAAAAAAAAACUCAACUGAUAGUAAUUCAUAGUUCUUGCUUUCUUGAACUAAA
Gossypium raimondii (Peruvian cotton) is the source of this 1663-nucleotide messenger RNA. Its product is annotated as transcription factor SPATULA. Gene Ontology annotation, cellular component: nucleus. Lineage: Eukaryota; Viridiplantae; Streptophyta; Magnoliopsida; Malvales; Malvaceae. The transcript is spliced from 8 exons. Gene Ontology annotation, molecular function: protein dimerization activity. Bases 148 to 1332 code for a protein of 394 amino acids. The record is from RefSeq and is a predicted model, not a curated record.